Adineta steineri is the source of this 954-nucleotide messenger RNA. NCBI's taxonomy places the organism in Eukaryota, Metazoa, Rotifera, Eurotatoria, Adinetida, Adinetidae. The record is from the annotation of a GenBank genome assembly.
AUGAACUUACAACAUAUCGUCGAUUCAAUACGACUACUAGUAGUCACUUAUCUUAUAUCUUUGAUCACAAUUGUACCUUUACUAAAUACUGUUGAAGGUUCACACGUCAAAACUUAUGGUUGGUCAAAUGCAUAUAAUCCAUUUCUUUACUCAGACUUAACAGGAACAAUACGAGAAUUAACAUCGAACGAUAUUAGUGAUGAUACGGAUAAACGUUUUCAGCCACCAUUGGAUAUAGAUAAUGAAAAUAUACAACCAGUUGAUGAAGGUUAUCGUUUAGCAAGUACUGAUAAUAUUGUUCCUGCACGAUCGGUAAAACUUGUAAAACAGAUAAUAGAAUUUUGGAAUAAUAAUUCUCAAUCGAUAUCAAAUAAUAUUUCACCAACAAUUAAAUUACCAAGCAUUCAUCAAUUAUCACAUCAAUUUACUGAAUGGUUUUAUACAUCAUGGAAUAAUUUAUCAACAUUUACAUCUGAUCAUUUUUUUCCCGAUUGUCAAUUAACUCUUAUACAUGAAAAUCAUCGUCGAAUAUUAGGUGCAUAUUAUGUUUGUGAUACACUUCGUUCUUAUAUUACUAGUCAAGAUUUACGUUUUUAUCCAAAUAUACAAUCGAAUAAAGUUGAAGAAUCUAAACAUGGUCUUGUUUCAAUACAAAUUUCAGGAACAAUACAUCAACGUGGUACAUGUAUUGGAAUAUUUGAUCAAUCAUUUGGUUUAGUUCGUGAUCCGAAUCAUAGUAAUAAUUAUUUAAUUAAAUUUUGUUUUCUUAAUAUGCAAACACAACAACAAACACAUCAACCACAAUUAUUAUCAGCUAAUCAACCAAUACCAAUAUAUCUUGUUGAUAUGAUGCAAAAUUAUGAUCAAACAGUUCAACAACAAAUUGAUUCAACUGAUUAUUUUAUUGAAGAUCCUGAUGAUGAUGACGAUGAUGAUGAUGAUGAUAGGAUUUAA